This is a messenger RNA of Aspergillus fijiensis CBS 313.89, 666 nucleotides long. RefSeq lists its product as uncharacterized. The transcript is spliced from 3 exons. Bases 1 to 666 code for a protein of 221 amino acids. Lineage: Eukaryota; Fungi; Ascomycota; Eurotiomycetes; Eurotiales; Aspergillaceae. The record is from RefSeq and is a predicted model, not a curated record.
AUGUCCCUGGAAGGGGACGCCGACCAUGCUCCCUAUUACUUCUCCGCCUAUCCGUAUCCCAUCGAGGAACCUGAGUAUGAAUAUCCCGAAGAUGCCGAGGAUUGGCCGCAAUUCGACCGGGGCCCAUCCAAAAAUGCUCAGCACCUCGCCAUCUGUCUGAUGCGCUUUUGCAGCCGUGGCGAAAUGCCAGCAGCAGCCACGCACCCGCCUCGGUUUACGAUGACCUCUUGGGGAAUUUUCAAUUUCGAAGACCUGGAGUGCGUGACUAGAGGCUCGCAAAGGCAGGUGGACUCCGUGUGGCACGAUGCCAGCACUGGGGCCCCUCAUCUGGUAGCUCUCAUGUCAAGCGAGCUCACCCAGCCGCAGGAUGAGGAGCUCUGCCGCGGCGAGGUUGACGCCGCAAUCAUGAUCAUGCACGGGCGCUUGCGGGACCCUUCGCUCCGACCUCAUGUCAUUGCCCCUGUACUGCUCCUCUCGGCCAUCGGGGAGCACUAUCUCCGAGUCAUUGAGGCAUACUUCGACAAGGGCCAGCUUAUCAUGCGGAGCACCCCGCUAAUGGACAUGCGCGAGCGAGACCUGGAUCGUCUCAUCACUUUAUCUAGAUGGUGCUGGGGCGGCCCCAGCAGCAAGGAUACUUACUUAGGAUACCUGGAGGGAAAUAAUUGA